CAACCUACAUAUUAUGAGAUAUAUAUUAAUGAAUUAUGCUUGUCAUAUGUUGGGUUUGUGAAGUUUUUUUGUUGGGUUUGUGAAGUUGGUCUCAAUUCUCAAAUACUCCCAAUGCCUGUAUAAAUAGUCAAUGACCACACCAAAGUAUUCAUACUCAACUCCGAGGACAGCGCAAAUGUCACUCCAACAACUCCGCCAAAUCUCAGUUACUUCACACCAUUUCCAAAUCCAACCGUUAAUCCCCUACCCAAUUCAAAUCUCAACCCCUCCAAAAACCCCAUUCCUUACAACAACUCUCUCACACAAACCAACCCACUCUUCUUCUUCUUCUUCCACCAAAACCCAAGACAAUGGCAUUCCCAUUGAAGACGUCAAAAUCCUCGUAAAAUUCAAGUCCAGGCACAACUUCAUUCGUGUCCUCCAAGUUUCCAGAAAAGCCGACCACCCUUUUGCUGAUUCAAGGUUGCUCCUUCUAGACACUCCUGGAAACAUUCACAGCAUCUCUUUCCGAUUCAAAUCUUUCACAGACACUUACUUUGAUGUCUUUGCCACCUUACCUCCUAUACUACCACCAGGACCCGUCGCAAUUCUCGGGUUUGGAGCGGGUUCUGCAGCCCGUUUAUGCCUUGAGUUGUACCCGGAAUUGGUUAUUCAUGGUUGGGAGCUUGACCCAUCUGUGAUUGCAGUUGGGAGAGAGUAUUUUGGCCUUGAAAGGCUGGAGAAACAAUACCCAGAUAGGCUUUUUAUUUACAUUGGAAAUGCUUUGAAAGCUAGUGUUCGAGACGGGUUUUCGGGGAUCUUUGUUGAUUUGUUUAGUCAAGGUAGUUUGAUACCUGAGCUUCAGGAUCCAAAUACUUGGGAAGUGCUCAAGAGGUGUUUGAGGAAAGGUGGGAGAGUGAUGGUUAAUGUUGGGGGUAGUUGUGUGGAGGCUGAGGAUAAAGGGAGAGAUGGGAAGGUAGUUAUGGAGGAAUCUUUGAAGGCGAUGAGACGGGUUUUUGGCAAAAAUUUAUUUGUUUUGAGUCUUGGGAAUCGGAAGGAGGAUAGCUCGAUUGCUCUUACUGGUGAUUUGCCGGAUCUUGAGGCGUGGAAGAAGGCGCUUCCUGGUUCAUUGAGGUGUUAUGUUGAUAUGUGGACUCAAUUUUGUGUUUAAUAUGGUAUGUUCGUGUUUGUCUAUGUAGACAAACUUGUGGAAUUGUUUAUUGAAGGCUUUGUUAAUGAAAUUUUUUUGCGCUUGUUA
Molecule: messenger RNA, 1237 nt
Organism: Quercus robur (English oak)
Lineage: Eukaryota; Viridiplantae; Streptophyta; Magnoliopsida; Fagales; Fagaceae
Exons: 1
Coding region: 131-1150 (339 amino acids)
Biological process (GO): polyamine biosynthetic process
Molecular function (GO): thermospermine synthase activity
Source: RefSeq, a predicted model, not a curated record